AUGGAAAUCGUGCCUGUGGUGCGCUCUUUCUCCGACACACUCAAUACACUGGCUGAGGCGGCCCUUGCUGAGUCAUCUCCCAUCAUGACAUCGGCAAAUCCUUGGCACAAUGCAUCUUCUCCUCAAGCAAUGAGUUCCUUACUGCCUGUUCUUCAGUGCUUCCUUCAAAAAGACCAUGAGCCUACUAUUUUGAUAGCUCUUCCCGCGGUUCUCUGGAGCAACACCCUUACAUUCCAUGGAACGUUGCCCAUUCCACUCCACAUUCAGCCACUCCUCCAGAGAAGCUUGGAACCUGGCAUACCAGCAUGCUUUCCAUUGAUCUCGUUCAGCGAGAAGGCCACUGAUGAGAACCACUGGGUUGGUGAUACUGCUGCCAAAAACGUUUCUGUGGAAUGUUUAUCGAGUCUGUCUUGGUCUGAGUGGGAGAGUUCCUUUACUACGUUCAAGGCCUUCUUCAAUGGUGGUGUUCGGAUCCUUCGGUCCAUCAAUAAGCUCCUGCCACUCUGUUAUAGGUUCGAUGGCUACACGAUAUUUGAGGAAGUUCAUGGACAGGUGUGGGGGUUGAAUGGAAGUUGUAGGCAAAUUCUUCUUCCUUCUCGAGGAGCGCUGCCUUUCGGGCCCUUGGUUUAG
This is a messenger RNA of Prunus armeniaca (apricot), 630 nucleotides long. The record is from the annotation of a GenBank genome assembly. NCBI's taxonomy places the organism in Eukaryota, Viridiplantae, Streptophyta, Magnoliopsida, Rosales, Rosaceae.